Messenger RNA from Malaya genurostris, 1421 nucleotides. It is a transcript of the gene RpL3, whose product is annotated as large ribosomal subunit protein uL3. Gene Ontology annotation, molecular function: structural constituent of ribosome; RNA binding. The record is from RefSeq and is a predicted model, not a curated record. Bases 112 to 1359 code for a protein of 415 amino acids. Gene Ontology annotation, biological process: ribosomal large subunit assembly; translation. The transcript has 6 exons. Gene Ontology annotation, cellular component: cytosolic large ribosomal subunit; ribosome. NCBI's taxonomy places the organism in Eukaryota, Metazoa, Arthropoda, Insecta, Diptera, Culicidae.
UCGAUCAUGUCGUUAAGUUUCUUGCACUUUACCUUUGCAAUUCUGCAGUAAAGUACAACCAUCCUUUUCCAUACUGAAACCUCGUGGAAGUCGGACGUGUACGUGGACAAGAUGUCGCAUCGUAAAUUCUCAGCACCGCGUCAUGGUUCCAUGGCCUUUUAUCCUAAAAAACGUGCUUCUCGCCAUCAGGGUCGCAUUAAGGCAUUCCCCAAGGAUGAUGCAUCAAAACCAGUCCAUUUAACCGCUUUCUUGGCAUACAAAGCUGGCAUGACCCACAUUGUUCGGGAAGCGGAUCGUCCUGGAUCAAAGAUCAAUAAGAAGGAAGUUGUUGAAGCGGUUACUAUUCUAGAAACUCCUCCAAUUGUAAUUGUGGGGGCUGUUGGAUAUAUUGAGACUCCAUUUGGACCACGUGCUCUGUGUAACGUUUGGGCUCAACAUCUCUCAGAGGAAUGUCGUCGUCGUUUCUAUAAGAACUGGCAUUCGAGCAAGAGGAAGGCUUUCACUAAAGCUUCUAAGAAAUGGACCGAUGAUCUGGGCAAGAAGUCAAUUGACGAAAACUUCAAGAAAAUGAUUCGCUAUUGUAAAUUCAUCCGUGUCAUUGCUCAUUCGCAGAUUCGUCUGAUCAAGCAAGGACAGAAGAAGGCUCACAUUAUUGAGAUCCAACUGAAUGGAGGGACCAUUGAGGACAAGGUCAACUGGGUUAAGGAGCAUCUAGAGAAACCAGUUCCAGUUUCGCAAGUCUUUGCCAAGGAUGAGAUGAUCGACUGUGUUGCUGUUACCAAGGGUAAAGGUUUCAAGGGUGUCACUAGCCGUUGGCAUACCAAGAAAUUACCCCGCAAAACACAUAAGGGUCUGCGUAAAGUUGCCUGUAUUGGAGCAUGGCAUCCAUCGCGUGUUGCCUUCACAGUUGCUCGUGCUGGUCAAAAAGGUUACCAUCACCGAACCGAAAUAAACAAGAAGAUAUAUCGCAUAGGAGCUGGCAUUCACACUAAGGAUGGCAAGGUCAUCAAAAACAGUGCUGCCACCGAGUAUGACUUGACGGACAAAUCUAUUACUCCAAUGGGUGGUUUCCCAUUCUAUGGUGAAAUUAACAAUGAUUUUCUUAUGAUUAAGGGAUGCUGUAUUGGAGCUAAGCGACGUAUCAUUACGCUGCGUAAGUCUCUACUGGUUCAUACUAAACGAGCUUCUCUGGAACAGAUCUCGCUCAAAUUUAUCGAUACAUCUUCGAAAAUGGGACAUGGUCGCUUCCAGACACCAGCUGAUAAGAGAGCCUACUACGGUGUGCUCAAGAAAGAUCGUAUUCGUGAGGAAAAGGCCCAGGCUGCUGCUGCUGCUGCCGCCGCUAAAUCAUCAGCAUAAGAUAUGCUAAUAAUAUCUAUGUUCUAAUAAAAGAGAUAGUAUAAUCACAACAUAGAAGCUCA